CCUGAUUGGGCUUCAGGGCUGGGGCCCGGAGAGCCAGAACCCUGCGGGGCUCGUAAGCGGAGGAGUUGCCGCUGCAGCCUCCGAGCCUCUCUGCCUCCGCGGCGGGAGCACCUGGCUGGCGAGCCGCCUCCCCCUGCCCGCGCGCUGCCAUCUCCAGCACUGCCGGCGCCCGGGCGCGAGCCCCGCGUCUGCGACAGCCGCCCCUUCGGCUCCUCCUGCCCGGGAUCCUGCCGCCUCCGACUGCCGGGCUCGCGCGCCUCAGGCUGAUCUAAACGAUGUUUUCUUCUGUGAGACCCUAUGAGAACCAAAAAUAUUGGGCUCUGAAGAAGGAUUGUCUGAAGAGGAAGGUGCUCUUUGAGGACCCUACAUUCCCAGCCAAUGAUGAAUCCCUGUAUUACUCAGGUACCCAGCGGCAAGAUGUCCAGUGGAGACGGCCUAAGGACAUCUGUGAGAACCCUCGCCUCUUUGUAGAUGGCAUCAGUUCUCAUGACUUGCACCAGGGCCAAGUGGGAAACUGCUGGUUUGUGGCUGCCUGCUCAGCUUUGGCUUCACGGGAGUCCUUGUGGCAGAAGGUCAUCCCCAACUGGAAGGAGCAGGAAUGGAACCCUGAAGACCCUUCGAGCUAUACGGGCAUGUUCCAUUUCCAUUUUUGGCGCUUUGGAGAAUGGGUUGAUGUGGUCAUUGAUGACCGACUGCCUACGAUCUAUAACCAGCUCAUCUACUGCCAUUCAAAUGUUAAGAAUGAAUUUUGGUGUGCUCUGAUUGAAAAGGCUUAUGCCAAGUUGGUAGGAUGUUAUGAAGCUUUAGAUGGAGGCAAUACUGCAGAUGCCCUAGUAGAUUUCACAGGGGGUAUCACAGAGCCCAUUGAUCUGACAAUUGAGGAUUAUGCCAAUGAUGAAACGUUGCGGAACCAGCUAUUUGAGCGAGUAUUGAAGGUCCACUCACGUGGGGGGCUCAUCAGUGCAUCUAUUAAGGCAAUGACAGAAUCUGACAUGGAGACCCGGCUGGAUUGUGGACUGGUGAAGGGUCAUGCCUACGCCAUUACGGAUGUGAGAAAGAUUCGUCUGGGCCAUGGCCUGAUGGCCUAUUUCAAGUCAGAGAAGCUAGAUAUGAUCCGGUUGCGAAAUCCUUGGGGGGAGAAGGAAUGGAAUGGUCCCUGGAGUGACACUUCAGAGGAAUGGCAGAAAGUAAGCAAAAGCGAGCGGGAGAAGCUGGGUGUGACCGUGAAGGAUGAUGGAGAAUUCUGGAUGACAUUUGAAGACCUCUGCAGAAAUUUCACGGACCUGAUCAAGUGUCUCAUCAUCAACACAUCCUACCUGAGCAUCCACAAAACCUGGGAGGAGGCGAAGAUCAAAGGAGAGUGGAAGUAUCAUGAGAAUCCUUUGAAGAACCGCACUGGGGGCUGUACCAACCACAAGGAGACUUUCUUCCAGAAUCCCCAGUAUGUAUUCAACGUGAAGAAACCAGGGGAUGAAGUGCUUAUUUGUCUGCAGCAGAAAACAAAGCGGACCACACGCAGACAGGGCAAAGCUGAGAACCUGGCCAUUGGCUUUGACAUCUACAAGGUCGAGUCGAACCGAAAGUACCGCAUGCAUACUAUACAGGAAAGGGCAGCUGGUUCCAUCUAUAUCAAUUCACGCAGUGUCUUCCUGAGGACUGAACAGAAAGAAGGUCGAUACGUCAUCAUCCCCACCACCUUUGAACCAGGCCAGACAAGUGAAUUCCUCCUCAGGAUUUUCACAGAUGUGCGUGCCUCCUGCCAAGAAUUGUGCUUGGAUCAGCCCCGACACUGGUGGUGGAAUAGAAUAUUCGGUUACCCUCAGGUUGUAUCCCAGGUCCAUAUCAUCAAAGCUGAGGGGCUAAGAGAGCCCCCUUCAGAAGGAACUAACUCCUAUGUGAUCAUCAAAUGUGAAGGGGAGACAGUCCGAUCGGAUGUUCACAAGCAUACUGGCAUCCCAGAGUAUGAUGUGAAAGGCAUUUUCUAUCGUAAGAAGCCGGAGCAGCCCAUCAUAGUCCAGAUUUGGAACCACAAAUUCUUUUUGGAUCAGUUCCUGGGGCAGGUGGCCCUGAAGGGGGAUCCAGAUGACCUUCAGACAUCCCACGCCCUGCACCUACAAGACAGGGGCAACGGGAAUACCAACGACCUUCCUGGCACCAUAUCCCUCCAGGUCUUCAGCAGCAGCAACCUCACACACAUCUAGGGCAUCCCCCAGCCCUGGAGAACCCAUGGUCUGUGGGAGGCAUGGCUGGACCUGCUCCUGGGUGGCUCCAGCUUUCUCCUGGAGCCCUUUACACAAUGAGAUUUCUUUAUUUCCCAAGGACAGAUUCACUACGUAGAAGAAUGAUGCAUGUAUCUUCUGGAAUAUGGUGUCUGAGGGUACCAGAGGCCUUCUGGACCCUCGGCACCUUUUAGCCAGUGGAGGGGUGUGAGACCAAGAGCACUCCAGGACAGGGCACCAUUCAGAGUCACCUGUUUAUAAGCUAGUGGCCCUGUAGAUUUUGCUCUUGCCCCUAACCCAUUCUCUGUUAGCCAGUAUCCCCACGUUCCUUUCCUCCCCCUCCCCUCACUGCCCUUCCCCUCCUCCUGUGUUCUCAGUUACCCACCACCCACUGUAAUGAUAGUUUGCCCUCCCUAGGGUCCCUUUUGUUCAGAGAGAGUAGCAACACCUUUGUGUACUGGAGAGAGCACUGAACCAGGAGUCAGAAAGGCUCAGCUUUCAUUGGCUGGCCGACCAGUUAUACCAGGGGACGAUUCCAUCAGUGUAAAGGUAUCCAGUGGCUGGGUGGGACAUAGAGAAAAUCUGGUGGGUUUUUGGCCAGGCCAGAAGCUCUCCCCAAACUGCCCAUCCCAAAGUCAGACUCCUUGUUAGUGGGAAGACUUGCCAGGAUUGUUUAUCCUGACAAGGAUGGACAUCUUCACAUCAGAAUGGUUUCUUUUGUCAGUUCUGUUAGCAUUUCCUCUAAGAGAGCCAAAGCCAGGUUGCUUUGAAAGCGUUCCAUUAGAUCAUUAGGGCCCAUUUUAGAUGUGAAAGGACUUCACGUGGGCACGUGCAUGCAGCCAGGCUCUCUACCGGCCAUCAGUGCCGUAGCUUUUCUCACAAGUUGAACUAACUGCUAUAUGUUGAAUGAUCCCAAUUCCAUGGACCAUCUCAUCCAGGUCAGACCAACUGUUAUCACUGGUUCUCCUCCCAGAGAGGGUCAGUUCCUGUCUAGCUGGACAUCUGCACAUCAGUCUGGAUGACAGCUGGCACUUGUGGGCAAUGGGAUGAUGUGUCAGAGAGCAGUGCCAAGGCAGCCCCUGCACUAAUGAGAGACAGAACUCUUAGCCAUGCCAAAGCCGGGGUCCGGGGGAAAGGGUGCACCAAAAGGCCACCCUUCCUCCUCCAAACAGAAUGGAUUUUCUUCAGCAAAACAGGCCCAAGAAGCCAAAGACUGUUCCUGUCAUCUCAGUAUUAAGACUAAAGUGUCUUAAUGGGUUUCUUCCUCGCUUCCUUGUGGUUUUUCUUAUUUCACAUUUUAGAGGCUAGGCGUUUUCAGUUGAUUAAGAGAAACAGAGGAACAGAACCUACCCCUUUUUUUAACCCUAAUUUUAUGGGAUCUUUUGAACACAUAAUUCCAGGUGGAAGGAAUUAGUGAUAGGAUAAGUGGGACUCUGCAUACCUUUGCAACUUCCCCCCCCAUAACUGGGAUUUGGCAUUGG
Sarcophilus harrisii (Tasmanian devil) is the source of this 3700-nucleotide messenger RNA. It is a transcript of the gene CAPN5, whose product is annotated as calpain 5. Gene Ontology annotation, molecular function: calcium-dependent cysteine-type endopeptidase activity. Gene Ontology annotation, cellular component: cytoplasm. Lineage: Eukaryota; Metazoa; Chordata; Mammalia; Dasyuromorphia; Dasyuridae. Bases 276 to 2201 code for a protein of 641 amino acids. Gene Ontology annotation, biological process: proteolysis. The record is from RefSeq and is a predicted model, not a curated record. The transcript has 13 exons.